GGCGGCGGCGGCGGAGGAGGAGCCGCGGCAGGAGGAGAGCCGCCUGGGUUGCAGAAGAAGCAGAAACGACUGCUGAUCCACCAGGCCCUGACCAGAGACCCCGUCGAUGUCGAGAGCCUCCGGGCGGCGGCGCUGAGCCAGGGCGGGCUCCUCACGGACGAGAUCCGCCGGAAGGUGUGGCCCAAACUCCUGGGUGUGAACGUGUAUAGCCUGCCGCCCAAGCCAGGUCGGGAAGUGCGCCAGAACCACAAAGAUUGCCACCAGGUCCUCUUGGAUGUGCGCCGUUCCGUUCGCCGCUUUCCUCCAGGCAUGCAUGAGGAGCAGCGUCAGGCCCUCCAGGAGCAGCUGACGGACAUCAUCCUCCACGUGCUGAAGACCCACCCUGAGCUGCACUACUACCAGGGCUACCACGACAUUGCUGUGACCCUGCUGCUGGUCUCUGGCGAGCGCAUGGCCGUUGCUCUGCUGGAGAGGCUCUCCACGCUGCAUCUCAGGGACUUUAUGGACCCCACUAUGGACAGCACCAAGCACAUCCUCAAUUACCUCAUGCCUAUUCUGCAGCAGGAGAGCCCUCGACUCCAUGACUUCAUGCAAAGAGCUGAGGUGGGGACCAUCUUUGCCCUGAGCUGGCUGAUCACCUGGUACGGCCACGUCCUCGCCAACUUCCAGCACAUCCUUCGCCUCUAUGAUUUCUUCCUGGCCUCCCACCCUCUCAUGGCAGUUUACUUUGCCGCUGCGAUUGUCCUCUUCCGCGAAGAGGAGGUGCUGGCCUGUGACUGCGACAUGCCCAGCAUCCACCAGCUCCUGUCCCAGAUCCCUCAGGACCUGCCUUACGAGACCCUCAUCGCCCGUGCCCACCAGCUCUUCCAACGUCUCCCCCAUGCCCAGCUGGCCAAGCAGGCAGCGCUUGAGCUCCAGAAGAGCAUCAGCAUUGGCACAUUCUCAGCCUUCCAGCAGGCUGCUUCGUGCCAGCGCCCAGACGCCAUCCUGCGCCAGCAGCAGCAGCAGCAACACUCAACCACCAGCAAGGCAGAGGAAGCGAGUGAACUCCUCCCUGCAGCCGAACACAGCCCUUUGGUGAAGGCCGCAGUCUGGGGCAUCUCAGCCACGCUGGGGGCCGCGGCACUGGCCGUCACGCAGACCGCCCUGGAGUGGGCUCCCGAGUUCCUCCUGCAGCUCUUCUGACCUGGAGCAGAAGACGUCAUGCCCAGUGGACCUGGAGGACCUCCUCUUGGGGGCGCCCUAGCUCUGGGUUCCCUGCCCUGAGCAAAGGGAUCAACUCAAAUGCCACCCAACUCUAUGAUUCUGAUCCAAAGACUCCUGGCUGCCUGGAAUGCUCUGCAGGGCAAGGGGCAGCCAAAAUGCCAGUCAGGGGCAAGUGGAAACCGCUGGCCAGCUUGCAUGCACUCGCUAACAGCUCCGAUUCCCUGCAGAGAUGCCGUGAGUGUUGCAGUGCCUGGGGAGGCUGCCAAGGGGCUGCCGGGUGCUCGACCCCUCGCUUCACCACUGCCGUUCCCCUUGCCUGCAUUGAGGGCUGGGGUCUCCACCUUCGCGCAGCCAGUAACGGCUUCUCUUUGAACAGUGACAGGGAGGCUCCGGGCUUCCUUGCCCAAAAGCUGCAUUGCCACAGGCAACACAUUCAGGGACGGGCGUCUUGAGUUGCCAUAGAGAGGUCAAAUUGCACAUGACCCAGGGCGGAGAAGCAUAGCUGAGGAUUAGAGCGCCCGCCUUGUAUGCAGAUUGGUUUCAGUCCCUGCCGUUCUCCAGGGUCGGGUGGGGUGGGGUUCCUGGGAAAGAUCCCCUGUUUGAAACUCCAGAGAUCCGCUGUCAACCCACUGAGCUAUAGAUGGACCUGCGUCUAACAUGGAAUGAGGCAGCCUCCUAUUCAUAUCUGAAUUGCAUGGAAGCAAUAGUCGCCUGUGCUCUGGGGUUUGGUGCCUGCUAGGUCUGCAAAGCCCUGCUAUGAUCUUCACAUUUCUGGGGUCCCCUCUCUCCCCAGAUGGAGAACAGCGUGAGAGCCUUGCGGCGAGGGUUCCUCAAACCUUGGGUGCUGCCACCAACCUUCUGAUCGGAUAUGUAUACAGGCUCAAGGCAAAAACCCCAAACCUAAAGGGAUAUUUACUCUGACCAACACAGAGCCCAAUGGCAAUUUUAACCAGUGAGACUAUCAAUGUUUUCAGCCGACCCAACACAGGGUGCAACUGGACGGGCUCACACGGGAGGUGCCAGUAGGAGAGAGUUUGCAGAGCCUCUGAACGACCAGGCAAAGCCAAGAGUCCCAUUAUAAGUGGUUUAUUUACUAGGGAGUGGAGGAACACAGGCACACAGCCGUUUAACCAAAAUGAACCGUAGGGAGAGAUCCGCUGCCAAACUGCCUGGAAUAUGCUUUGAAUUCUUGAUUGCCUUCAGAGGUGGAGUUCCCUGUGGGCACCUUCAUUCUGUGCCUGGAUUUCAAGAGAGUCCAAUGAGGGCUCCUGUGAACUCUGCAAGGGCUCUCAU
Podarcis raffonei (Aeolian wall lizard) is the source of this 2499-nucleotide messenger RNA. RefSeq names its product TBC1 domain family member 20-like. Gene Ontology annotation, biological process: positive regulation of GTPase activity; endoplasmic reticulum to Golgi vesicle-mediated transport. The transcript is spliced from 8 exons. The annotation marks the transcript as partial. Gene Ontology annotation, cellular component: endoplasmic reticulum membrane. The record is from RefSeq and is a predicted model, not a curated record. Gene Ontology annotation, molecular function: GTPase activator activity. Lineage: Eukaryota; Metazoa; Chordata; Lepidosauria; Squamata; Lacertidae.